This is a messenger RNA of Knipowitschia caucasica, 1002 nucleotides long. Lineage: Eukaryota; Metazoa; Chordata; Actinopteri; Gobiiformes; Gobiidae. The record is from the annotation of a GenBank genome assembly.
AUGGCAAAGUGGGGACAGGGCGACCCCCGGUGGAUCGUGGAGGAGCGCGCAGACGCCACAAACGUCAACAACUGGCACUGGACGGAGCGUAAUGUGUCGUCGUGGUCCGAGGAGCGCCUGAGGUCUCUGCUCUUCGCGGUCUCAGUGGAGGGUCCUGAGGGAGCGUGUGCAGUGACCGACGUGAGCAAACUGGAGGGAGAGGCCUGCAUCAACAACCGCAAAGGAAAGCUCUUCUACUUCUACGAGUGGGUGAUCCGGGCCAACUGGACAGGAACGACAAAGACCGGAGUGAAGUACAGAGGGACCGUGGACGUAGCAAACCUGUCCGACGAAAACGACGCAGACGAUCUGGACAUCUCGGUGUCUCUGUGUGCGGACCACCCUCCGACUCCUCUGCUGCAGCUCAUGAGGACCAAAGGAAUCCCUGAAGUCCGCCGGGCCCUGGGACUGUACAUGACCCAGCUCCAGACCGAGUUCAGUCAGGGGAUGAUCCUGCCCACGGCCAGCGGCGCUCCAGCCCCGCCCCCUCAGCCCCAGAGCAAACCCCAGGUCCAGAGUAAGACCCAGAUCAGCUCAGCUCCCUCCAGAGCCUCCUCCUCCAUCGAGCUAACCUCCACCCGCAACAUCAACCUGAAGGAAACGUUCAACACCUCACCAGACGAGCUGUACAACACGUUCAUCAGCCAAGACUUUGUGCAGAUCUUCACUCGCUCGGUCGCUCAGCUCGACGUCCGCAAAGGAGGAAAGUUUCAGCUUCUGGACGGUUCUGUCAGCGGAGAGUUUGUGCAACUGGUUCAAGACAAAGGCCUCGAGAUGAAGUGGAGGUUCAGGACGUGGCCCAAAGAUCACCACGCCACUGUGAUCCUUCUUUUCGAGGACCAAGGAGGAGAGACCCUGCUCUCUGUGGACAUUCAGGGCGUUCCGUCUGGGUUCGAGGACAGCACCAGAGAAGGAUGGAACCGCUUCUAUCUCCAGGCCAUAAAGCAGACCUUUGGAUACUAG